Aspergillus versicolor CBS 583.65 is the source of this 447-nucleotide messenger RNA. Its product is annotated as GNAT family N-acetyltransferase. The record is from RefSeq and is a predicted model, not a curated record. NCBI's taxonomy places the organism in Eukaryota, Fungi, Ascomycota, Eurotiomycetes, Eurotiales, Aspergillaceae. The transcript has 2 exons. The coding region runs from base 1 to 447 and encodes 148 amino acids. Gene Ontology annotation, biological process: UDP-N-acetylglucosamine biosynthetic process. Gene Ontology annotation, cellular component: Golgi apparatus; endoplasmic reticulum-Golgi intermediate compartment; endoplasmic reticulum. Gene Ontology annotation, molecular function: monosaccharide binding; glucosamine 6-phosphate N-acetyltransferase activity.
AUGACUGCCCUCCCCCCAAACUACGCCUUCACCGAUUCUCCCCCCUCCGUGGCGGACUACCUCCACCUCCGCGCCGCGUCCGGCCUCUCCCCCAAAAGCGUCGCCCAAGGGACCGCCUCAGUCAAUGGCGCCUGGUACGGCUGUUACAUCAUCUACACCGACCCCUCUACCAACACCGCAAGCCCAGUCGCGAUGGGCCGCAUCAUCAGCGACGGCGGGUGGUACUUCCACAUCGUGGAUAUGGCUGUGCUCCCGGACCAUCAGCGCAAGGGUCUUGGGGAGGCGAUCCUGAAGAAUUUGUUGGCACAUAUCAAACAGAAUGCGCCCGAGGGGAAUCCGUAUGUCAAUCUCCUGGCAGAUAAGCCGGGCCGAAAGUUGUACGCGCGGAAUGGGUUUGUGGAUGCGAUGCCGGGGAGUCUGGGGAUGGUUUAUGAGGUGUCCCGAUAA